GGCUAUAUUAAAAAAGUUUGAAAGCUUGAGGGGCUAUGUAGUUUGAUCAUGGCUCAAGUGAAUUCUUAAGGGCUUAAAGGUGCUUUAUUUGUGACUGAACCGUCGAAAUAGUAGAAGAAGAUAGAAAGACUGAACGCGUCUUAGCUGUCUGUUACUCUCUUGCCUGGGCAUGGCGAAGACCAAUUUGUGUUGCUCAAAUUUUGAUAGAAUCAGUAAUCUACCGGGCAAUGUCCUGGAGAAUAUAUUAAGGCAUUUGCCACUGAAAGAAGCAGGAAGGACCAGUAUCUUGUCAAAAAAAUUGAGGCACAGAUGGGCAGAUGUUCCUCAACUCGUGUUUGACAAUACUUUUCUCUGUUCUUCGCAGAAAAGCCAAAAUUCGCAGAGUUAUAAACUUCUGAUGAUGAACAUAUAUGAAGUGUUAUUACUUCACACUGGACCAAUACAUAAAUUCACUUUGUCCUUAAGUGGAUUGAAAAGCUGUCCUGAGAUUGAUAGAUUAAUUCUUUUCCAGUCCACGAAAGGUAUCCAAGAUUUUGGCCUUCGCAUCAGAGACUACAACAAAUUGCCUUCACACUUCUUUUCAUGUAUGGAACUUAGACAUCUGAAUUUGUAUGCAUGUAUAUUCGAACCUCCAUCUACAUUUAAAGGAUUUGGUAGGCUUGUUAGUCUUGAGUUACAGGAUGUCCAAUUUACAUAUUACUUCAAAAGUUUCAUAUCCAAUUGCCCACUACUUGAACAUCUGGUGUUGCGUGAGUGCACACAAAUUUCUUGCCUAGAUAUCAAUGCUCCUAUUCUCAAAUUCCUAUAUUAUUAUGGCACUUACAAAUCUAUCAGUUUCAAAAAUACACCUUGUCUUGCUAGCGUAUCUAUUUAUGAGACCGUAGGUGCAUAUCCAUUGUCCUCGAGGAAGAUCUCUGAUUUGAUUAAGGUCUUAAGCAGUCUGCCUGCUUGAGAGCACCUGAGUGUGGAUUAUUACUUUCUAAAGGUAAUGUAGUAUUUUGCCAUCUAUGUUGUGUAUUCCUUUAGCACUCACUGUCUGUUACGUUCGUAUUCUGGUUCUUUGUGCAAGAUGUUCGCUGUUCCUGAUGCAUUAAAGGGGCUUCCAACUUUUCUAAGCUGCCUAAGAGUUCUUAAAAUGAUUAGAUUAUGCUUCUGGAAAUUGGAGGACGUCUCAACUGUUCUUGGCUUGAUUAGAAGCUCCCCUCACUUGCAAAAACUUCACAUUGGGGUCAGUUGUGGGGACUACAAUUAUUUUAUGGGAGUUGCUUGGGGGAAAAAUCUUUUGUGCUUUGUACUUGAUAGGCUUGGAUUAACUUCAUAAAUUCUUCUUUAUGGUUGAAUGAAAGCACAAUUGCUGAGACAUUUAUUUCCCUUCAACUCUUGGAGGCUCAAAUCCACCCGGAUUUUGCUUUGGAUCAACUGCAGGAAGUAACACUAGAAAACUUCAAUGGUACUUGGCCUGAAGUGGAGAUUGCUAAGUUUCUAUUAGCCAAAUCAUCUGCACUCAAGAAAAUGCUUAUUGAGCUUCCUGUUGACAUUUAUAUAGAGGUGCAACUCAAAAUUUUGAAGAUGAUGCUUCGAUUUCAACGUGCAUCACCAAAGGCAGAAAUCAUAUGCAAGGAUUAUUAUGAAUGUUCCUCUUUGGAUGAUCACAGAAACAUUAGAGUUCAAGAAAACUGGACGUUUUUAUGUUUGUUGGCAUGUAAAAAUGUUUGAUGAUAUGUCGGUUUGCUUUGACAUGCAAGUUGAUGCCUGGCUGACUGCAAAGAUGGAUAAAAGUGUAUUGUGCUUGAAGGGGAAAUAUUCUCAGUUUUACAUUCUUGUAGUUAAAGAUUUUUUUUUUUUUUAAUAAUUGGCUUCGAUUAA
This is a messenger RNA of Hevea brasiliensis (rubber tree), 1866 nucleotides long. Its product is annotated as F-box/FBD/LRR-repeat protein At1g13570. Bases 170 to 952 code for a protein of 260 amino acids. The record is from RefSeq and is a predicted model, not a curated record. The transcript is spliced from 2 exons. NCBI's taxonomy places the organism in Eukaryota, Viridiplantae, Streptophyta, Magnoliopsida, Malpighiales, Euphorbiaceae. Gene Ontology annotation, molecular function: protein binding.